GCGGCCACAGGCGGCGAUCGGAGCCAUGGCGGAGCUGCCGCUGCCCGCCGGGCUCAGCGCCAGCGCCUUCCCCGCCAAGCUGUGGCGCCUGGUGAACAGCCCCCGCGUCCGCUCCGUGCGCUGGGACAGCCGCGCCCAGGGGCUGCUCGUCGACCGCUCGCUCUUCGAGCGGGAGCUGCUCAGCCCGGGCGACGCCCACGGGGGCGGCCAGGGGGUGGGGCCGACGCCGGACUCCUUCCAAGCCACGCACUUCGGUAGUUUCGUGCGGCAGCUCAACCUCUACGGCUUCCACAAGGUGCCGAGCCGGGUUGGCUCAUCUGAGCCCGGCGAUGCCGGGGGCUGGCUCCACUUCAGGAACCCCAACUUUCGCCGCGACCGCCCCGACCUCCUGCUCCAUAUCAAGCGCCUGACCAGGGCCAACAGGCAGCGGCUGGCAGCGGGGCUGGAGGUGCGCAGCCGCCAGCCCAGCCGCUUCCAGCAGCUCCGCACGGAGCGGCCGCUGGCGUCCUUCCCCGCCGGGCAGCCGCCCAGAGCCGUGCUCUCAUACCAGGACCUCACUGCUGCCUCACCUGAGGGUUUACAGCUGCCUCCAGGCCCUUCCAGGCUAAGCGCAGGUGCUCAGGAGUCUGACUUCUUCCUGACAUCUCCCAAGAAAGUCUUUGCCUCAUCUGGAUUUCUUGGGGUUUCAUCAGAGGAACCAGGCACCAGCAAAUUUCAUCUCAAGCGUGAGCUCAUCAUUCCGCUGGUUCCCAUAGACUGCAGAUGCCGCCCUGAGCUCACCGUUUCUCUGCGUCCCAUAGACCAUCACAGCCCUUCCAUGGCCUCUCCAGAGGGAAGCAGCUGCACAUCUUCAGAGCAGUAUUUGCCAGCCUGCAGUUCAUCAGCCACCCCAGGCACUUCAGGCCCCAGCGCUCCAGCUGGCAGUGCUGGUUUUGCACCAUGGACAGCCCCCAGCUGGCUGUGGAAUACUCCUGGGCAAGAGGAAUUGCCACCACCAGAUCUGGACAUGGUGCUUGAGACGCUGGAGGAGAUGUUUUCUCCCUCUGCUCAGGUAACUGCAUUGGACAGGGAAGAAAAGGGCUGGGAGCUGAGAGCUUGUGAAUGUUGUUGCAUGGCUGAGAAGCAAAGGCUUCUUGAGUUCAGCUCAGUGAAUGGACAGGAAAAGAUUUGCUUGGUGAAACAAGACUUCCUAAAGAAGAGGGAAUGAAAAAGUCUCCCCCUGAAUAAGGAUGAAGAGGUGUGAGCCUGUGUUGGCCAGGUUUGGGUGCCUGUUUUCCUGGGAAGAAUCCCUCGUGCAGGGGUGUUUGUGGUGAGGAAGUGGAAGCUUUGUAGGUUCUAAGAGGCUUUGUUUGGUGGGAAAGAAGAGAAGAGUGUUUGGAGAAUUGCCAAGUGUCCCGUGCAGGGAGGGACAUGCCAGAGGUGCCUGUUCCAGCAGCAGAUGUGGGCUGUGCCUCUUUUGGGUGGGAAGG
Messenger RNA from Passer domesticus (house sparrow), 1469 nucleotides. RefSeq lists its product as uncharacterized. Gene Ontology annotation, biological process: regulation of DNA-templated transcription. Gene Ontology annotation, molecular function: sequence-specific DNA binding; DNA-binding transcription factor activity. NCBI's taxonomy places the organism in Eukaryota, Metazoa, Chordata, Aves, Passeriformes, Passeridae. The transcript has 3 exons. Bases 26 to 1207 code for a protein of 393 amino acids. The record is from RefSeq and is a predicted model, not a curated record.